GGCAGGGCCUGACAGACCGGGGAGACCUCAGGGUCUGUUUCCUGCUCCCCUCCCCUCCCGCUCCCGGCCGCAUGGCUUCUCCCCUGUGUCAGUGCUGGCCACAGGGCCCACAGGCCUUCAGCUGGGCCAGGUGGAGGAGGACCUGGCCUCCCUUAGGACAGAUCCGGAGCCACGCCUGGCUGCUGCUGGCUGGCUUUCUCUGUCCUCGGAAACGCUCCUUCCCGCUCCCUAGCUACCGCCCAGUCCGGUCUCAUGGCUGCGCCCUGGUUUCCUCGCCUCCUGCUCCCCCCUCUUGCUAGCCUUCUCCCUUUGCAACUCCACCACCUGGUGGGGCCACCCCUGCCUGGAGCCUUCCGUGGCUCCCCAGUGCCGAGUCCAAGCUCGUCAGCCUGCGUGGUCUGGCCACUUACUGUCCCUGCCAGCUCUCCUCGUCGCACACGUGUGGUUAGUGAUCUGCAGUGGAAUGGCGGGGCUGAAACCAUUCCCCUUUUUAGAGAUGAGGACCCCGAGGCUCAGAGAAGUAAAAUGGCUUCUCAGAGAUCCCCCACCCGGAAAUACACAUGCAGGUUAGAAUUCCCAUCUCUGCCUCCCCGGCUGCUGCAUCCCCCCAGGCCUUGGCUCUUUCACCGAGAGGUAAAACCAGAGCUUGAUGGAGUUGGACGUGUGGGCCUGGGCAGGAUGCCAGCACUGACGAGGCUUCUGCAGAGGCUUCCAGCGGGAAUGCUCACCAUCUUGUCAGAUCCCCCAGAAAACAUGGCGACAGAAGAACUUACUACGGUGAACCCGGCGUUGUCACUCUCGCUUAAAGCUCUCCAGUGGAUCAAUGACUCAAAAAAAAAAAAACCAGGGCCAGCCACAUCCACAGCCACCUGGCCAGUUCCCCACCUACCCCCGGUGCCAGCCACACUGUCCUUAGGCUGUGACCCUGGCUGUCCCCGCCACCUGCCGGUACCACAGACUGAGCAGUUCGCAGUUCUGGAGGACGGACGUGCAAGACCCAGAAAUGUCUCCAGUGUCUGCAGCAGUCCCUAGGACUGCAGAGGUGCAGCAGUUCAUCCGGCUCUGAAGACUUCUCACACAUUUGCCCCCUUGACCGCCCUCGUUGCUGGCUUCCUUUAUCCCCUAGACCCUGUGGAACACCCCUGGUGACGUCCAGGUCCCUCAAAGGCCCCAUGUCCUCUCCUGAGCCUCUGCUCAGAGAACCUAAUCCUGGACGACUUCUCCUGGCCUGUGGACUCAGCUGAAGGCGCUGAGGCCUAUGGGCAAGUCCCCACCCCCAUCCCACCCCCUCCCCUGUGGGCGACAUGAGCUCUGGCACCCACAGCCCCUGCGCACCCUCUGGCUGGCUCCCGCUCGCAGUUGGCAGCUUCUUCCUCUGCUUCCCUGGGGCUUCCUGACCCACGUUCCCGGCCCCUGGUGUGCAGCAGGUUCACCCACAGCCGAGAGGAAUUCUGGACUGGGGGCAGGGGCUGGGGGAGGGGCUGGGAGAGGGGAGGACUCACCUACUGCACAAUUUGGCCAAAGGCUGCGCUAGCCCCUAAAGAAUGAAAGAAAUUCUCCAUUCAUUAAAGAAUGGAGAAACAGAUGAGCAAUCGGAUGCCUGGGUCGGGAGUAAUGGUGACUAAGAGCGCUGGAGAGACCGAUUACAGGGCUCUGACAGCAUCUGAGAGCCCUCCCCGGGGCCAGUGCUUCUGAGGCAGCCUGUUAUCAGAGGGUGCCUGGCCCCUCAUUCCUGACCCGUUAGGUCAGAGCACAAGGCUGAGGUGUCGACAUCCGCCCCACCUUCACCAGCUGCCUUUGAAGAAGCAAUUUGCCUGAAGGGUGAGGAGGCCAGAGAUCUGGGAUCUGGGCGGGGCUCCUGCAGGACAGGAAUUCGCAGAUGGGGACAGGGCAGGUUUCGCAGUGACGGAGAGAGUAACAUGGGACAUUAGCCCCAGGCUCAGGGCCGACUAGCUGGGCACACUGCAGACGGCUAACAGGGACACUGUGUGGGUUUGUCCACCAGCGUCACCUCCCUGAAGAGGAACGCUGCCUCUGUCCCUGCUGUGUCUCAGAGCCUCGAAACUGCUGACCCUCAGUUGCAGAGGGACCCACUUGUGGUGAGGGAGCCGGGAAGGCAGCCCGACGCCACAGUGAGGUUCCCACGCCUGGUGCCGCAAUGCCCCCACUUCCCUCUGGCCGCGGCUGCGGUCCUGACAGGCGGUGACCAGCACAGCUGAUGAUCUGGCCCGGUACUUCUCUAACCACUCCCCAGACCUGGAGGAAUCCCCAGGGCCGGGUUCGUCACCGUCACCGGGAGCCUGCAACUUGGGGCACAUGUGGCUUGCUUCCCGUUAGCUGAGCGCUGGACAGCAGGCUGGGCCUCCGCCGUGUUUGGGGAAGGGACCAGAAUGUGCUGUCCCAGAGAACAGGGACGUUGCGCAGGCCCCCAAAGUGGGAAGUGCGCCCUGGCCUGGCCACAGCAGGGGAGCGGGGAGCGUGGCAGCCCGCUUUUGUCCCUCCUUGGGCUGGGCCUGAUCUUCGCCUGCGAGGCCGUGGCAUCCUCUGUGGGGAGGACAAGGGAGGGACGGCCUAACAGGCCCGGCGUCCUGUAAGUGCCCGUGUGCCUGGCCUGGGCUGGGUGUCAAGAUGUCAUUUGUCUGCUAUUUAAGGAAGCGCCCGAGUGCCCCACAGCGUCUCGGAGGUCACUGGGCCUCUGCACAGGCCAUUCUGGGCAGGAGGCACAAUAAGAAAGGAAGAGAAGAGAAAUAAGUGACCCCGCAGAGCCCUAAGGAGCGUCGGCGUUUGUGGACACCCCCACCCAGAAGUCCUCAGGGCAGGAAGAGAAGGCGAUGACGAAACCGUUCAAAAUGCUCUUCCUGGGCCCGCCAGGAGGCGUGGAGGUUGAGGCAGCUGGAUCCCACAGGACGGACCGCGCAGUUCGAGUCCCAGGUCCAGCGGCUUGAAAAGCAUGCCGGAUGCCAGCGCGUGCAUGCUCGAAGUCCCAGGAGGAGAGUGGGGAGGAGGGAUUGCGGCCUGGCGGUCCCCCAGGGGCUGACUUCUCACUCUCAUGCGCUCUCUGGCGAGGGCACACGUCCCAUGCCAAAUAAAUAAAUAAACAAUAAACGGCCUUCCUGGGACACACUCGUCGCUCGGCUCCUUCGCUACCUCCUCUCAGAGGCCGCCCCAGCCUGAGACAGUAAGACCACAGCCUCUUGUGGCCCCCACAGCCGGUGCUCGGGUUUGUGUAUCUGUCCUCACUGAGCAGCAGAGGCCCCUCCGAAGCCUGGGAGGUGCCACUUUCCCCGCGGCAUGGCGUCCGCCCGGUCUAGUUGGGGCACUGUGAGUGUCGGCCUCUCCUUCCCCUCCCCUUGGCACUCCCGCUCCGUCUCCAAAGCCCCUCACAUCUUUGUC
Molecule: messenger RNA, 3393 nt
Organism: Tupaia belangeri chinensis (Chinese tree shrew)
Lineage: Eukaryota; Metazoa; Chordata; Mammalia; Scandentia; Tupaiidae
Exons: 3
Coding region: 253-1032 (259 amino acids)
Source: RefSeq, a predicted model, not a curated record